AUUUCAUUUUAGUCGAGUCAACAUCUAAAUUUUUUAAGCAUUUCGUUGUGAUUUCUUACUACGAUGAAGUUUAUAGUGAAUUUUUACAUUUUCCUCAUUUUAAUCACGUCCGCAAUGUGCAAUCAGCAGCAUACAAGUGAUGCGAGGACUCAACGUCAACAAUUAGUACGAAAACAUUUUAAGCAUUUGCAGAAGGAGGAAGGCGCCAUACGACUCGUUGGUGGACAAAGCGAUAACGAGGGAAAUAUUGAAAUUUUUCAUAACGGACGAUGGGGAAAUAUUUGUGAUGAUGAAUGGGAUAAAUAUGAAGCAGAAGUCAUUUGUCGACAAUUGGGAUUUAAGAAAGGCGGCAAAGCAACACACAGUGGCGUGUUUGGGAAUGCUCGCCGUAAAUUUUGGAUGGAUAAUUUAUACUGCAAUGGAAAAGAAAGGGAGAUUUCUGAUUGUCGUUUUGAUGGAUGGGGAAUCAGUGACUGUGAUCAUUCUGAAGCAGCAGGAGUUAUUUGUAACAUCGAUAAAAAUGAAACAAUUAUCGUUGAAAAAGUUGUAUUGAAAAAACCUCCAAAAUUUAUGUAUCAAUCGAAAGAGCAGAUGGAGAUUCGAUUAAUCGGAGGACGAGUUCCAGAAGAAGGACGCGUUGAAGUACGUUUUGGAGGAAAUGGUCCCUUUGGUGAUGUAUGUGCUGAUGGAUGGUCUCUUAUUGAAGCAAAUGUAAUUUGCAAGGAGCUGAAUCUAGGUUAUGCUAAUUUAGCAUUUCAAACUGAUUAUUUUGGUGGUUCAAAUGGAACAAACGUUGUAAUCAGUGGAACUGAAUGUUUAGGAAAUGAAACAAAAUUAUCUCAAUGCAAAUUUGAUGGAUUUGGUAGACAUACAAAAUGUCAUGGAAAUAACAAUCAUGUUGCAGGUGUUUCCUGUAUUCGAACUAUGCCAGAUUUAGUCAUCGAUGCGACUGAGCUAGAAGUGACGACACAUCUGGAAGAUCGACCUCUUUAUUUUCUAACAUGUGCUAUGGAAGAAAACUGUGUAGCGUCUCAAGCUUAUGAAAUACAAAAAGAAAAUCCAAAUUGGCACAUCGAGACACGAAGAUUACUAAAGUUCACAGCAAAAGUUCUUAAUAAUGGCACUGAUGACUUCCGCCCGCAUAUACCGAAAAACUUGUGGGAAUUUCAUUUGUGUCACAUGCAUUAUCAUUCAAUGGAAGUGUUUGCUACAUUCGAUAUUAUAAAUGAACAAGGUGAAAAGAUGGCAGAGGGACAUAAAGCAUCGUUCUGUUUGGAAGAUAAUCUCUGCAAAGAUGACAUUCAGCCGCGUUAUGCAUGUGCCAAUUAUGGAGACCAAGGCAUUUCCGUUGGAUGCUACGACAUUUAUAAAUAUAACAUUGAUUGCCAGUGGAUCGAUAUUACGGAAAUUGAGUUUGGUGAAUACACAUUCAAAGUAUCCAUCAAUCCGGAACAUAAAGUUCCCGAGAUGACGUACGAGAAUAAUGCCGCAACAUGCAAUCUAUUAUAUACACAGCAAUUUGCAAAAGUGUAUGGUUGUAAAGUCGGUCGACCAUGAAGUGGAGAAACGAAUUUAUUUUUUUGAUGUGCUAUAAAUAGUAAAUAAUGUUAGUGAAUGUAGAAAAGAGGAUUUAACAAAAAGUAGAUCUACAUAA
Molecule: messenger RNA, 1654 nt
Organism: Chironomus riparius
Lineage: Eukaryota; Metazoa; Arthropoda; Insecta; Diptera; Chironomidae
Source: the annotation of a GenBank genome assembly